This is a messenger RNA of Danio aesculapii, 2847 nucleotides long. RefSeq names its product surfeit 4, like (gene surf4l). The transcript is spliced from 6 exons. Gene Ontology annotation, cellular component: endoplasmic reticulum-Golgi intermediate compartment; endoplasmic reticulum; membrane. The record is from RefSeq and is a predicted model, not a curated record. Lineage: Eukaryota; Metazoa; Chordata; Actinopteri; Cypriniformes; Danionidae. Gene Ontology annotation, biological process: Golgi organization. The coding region runs from base 181 to 990 and encodes 269 amino acids.
AGCAGCAGGGCAUUAUGGGGCGGAGAUGGCAUUCUAGUGUACACACAGAGAGACGACGGCAAAGCAAGGCUAGUACGAGACCUGUAACACACCUGCGAGCGAGAAAGGACACCGAUAAACGGCCCGCGAACCACCAAAAGUGUCCUGCAGACAAGGACUUUGCUCUUGUAUUUCGGUGUCAUGGCUCCAAAUGAUUUGAUGAGCAACGCGGAGGACGUGGCGGAUCAGUUCCUUCGAGUGACGAAGCAGUACCUGCCUCACAUAGCACGUCUCUGCCUGAUCAGCACGUUUCUGGAGGACGGCAUUCGGAUGUGGUUCCAGUGGAGUGAACAGAAAGAAUACAUCGAGACGACGUGGGGCUGCGGUUUCUUCCUGGCCACUCUGUUUGUCUUGUUAAACUUACUCGGGCAGCUAGGUGGUUGUAUACUGAUCCUGAGCAGGAAUUUUGUGCAGUACGCUUGCUUUGGAUUAUUUGGAAUCAUCGCCUUACAGACUGUUGCCUACAGCAUUCUUUGGGACCCAAAGUUUUUGAUGAGGAAUUUGGCUCUGGGUGGAGGUUUGCUGCUGCUUCUCGCCGAGUCUCGUUCGGAGGGCAGGAGUAUGUUUGCUGGAGUUCCCACGAUGAGAGAGAGCUCCCCGAAACAGUACAUGCAGCUCGGUGGCAGAGUCCUGCUGGUGCUCAUGUUUAUGACGCUGCUACAUUUUGACACAAGCUUCCUCUCGAUCUUACAGAACCUGGUGGGCACAGCUCUCAUCGUUCUGGUAGCGAUCGGUUUCAAGACCAAACUGGCCGCCCUCACCCUGGUCAUCUGGCUGCUGGCUAUAAACGUCUACUUCAACGCCUUCUGGACCAUUCCAGCCUACAAGCCCAUGCACGACUUCCUCAAAUACGACUUCUUCCAGACCACGUCAGUGAUCGGAGGUCUUCUGCUGAUCGUAGCGCUCGGUCCGGGUGGAGUGUCCAUGGAUGAGAAAAAGAAAGAGUGGUGAGACGGGACUCAACUCAAAAUGGCUCACUCAGUAGUUUGUUUGUUUUUUUUUGUUUCUGUGCAGUUAUCACUCGAAGCAGGUACACUACUUAGGGAGGAAAGAGCCAACUGAGACGUGGCCUCACAAAAUCUAAAUAAAAAAACACCCCAGGACCAACAGAUUGACCCGCUCCGCUGUCCACAUCUCAUGCACUGUCUGUGUUUUCAUCUAUGCGUGCUUACUGAAUUUAUUUUCUACCAGCACUUUUAGACAUGUAUUAGUUUAGCAUAUUUAUUUUCUAAAUGGUCGGGUCUGAUUCUGAUAUUUGAAAAACCCCUUUGAAAAUCUGUGUUAUAAAAGCUGGGACCAUGUUAAAUGAAUAACCGUUUGUUUUUUUGGCCAUUUUACUUUGCCUUUUUUAUUUCGGUGCCAAUUUCAAGUCAAUGUACCAAAGACAUCAUCCUGUUGGAAAUAAGUACACUGCAAAAAUGUUUUCUUACAUGAGUUUUUUGCCUUGUUUGUUGUCCAAAUAUCUAAAAAUGUUUGAAUUAAGAAGCAUUUUCUAGACAAGUAAGAAAUAUGGUUUUGUUUUCAGAAAUAAGUCAUAACUAAGUGAAUUCUUCUGUAAAACAAGCAAAUCAAUCUGUCAAUGGGGUAAGGAAAAUAAUCUUAUUUCAAACUGAAACAAUAUUGUUUUGUAUAACUUGUUAGCAGAUUAUUUAGCUUGUUUUUAGCCAAAACUACUAGUACAGAUAUCUAAAAAUAAAUCAAGAAGCAUUUUCUUGACUAAAGUCUCGUUUUCAGAAAUAAGUCAAAAUUAUGUGAGUUUUACCUUUAAAAUAAGAUAAAUAUUUACCAAUGGGGUAAAAAUCGUUUUAAACCAAAAACAAUAUUAUUUUAUUUGGCCCUUUAGCUUGCUUUAAGGAAAACUAAGAAAAAGAUUAGUGUUUUCUUUUUGAAAAAAGAUUUUGUUUUGUUUUUAGUUCAAAUAUGUAAAAGUUCUUAAAUCAAGCACCUUUGUGUAGACGAGUAAAAAAUAUUGUUUUUUUUUUUUGGAAAUAAUAAGUCAAAAUUAAGUAAAUUUUUCCUUAAAACACGCAAUAUAAUCUGCCAAUGGGGUAAGAAAUAUAAUAUUUGAACCCAAACAUUAAUGUUUUAUGCAACCCGUUUGCAGAUUAUUUAGCUUGUUUUAAGGCAAAACUUUGUUUUUUAAAUCUUUGCAAAUUAAAUCAAGAAGCGUUUUCUAGACUUGUCAAAAAUAUUGUUUUGUUUUCAGAAUUCAAUCAAAAUUAAGCACUUUUUUCUUCUUUAAAGCAAGAUAAAUAUUUACUAAUGGUGUAAAAUAAUAAUAGUUUCAAAGCUAAAACAAUAAUAUUUUACUUAAACCUUUAGCUUGUUUUGAAGUAAAAUAAUAUUGUUUUUGGUUUGAAACCAUCAUUAUUUUUACCCCAUUGGCAAAAAAAUCUUGUUUUGUUUUCAGAAAUAAGUGAGUUUUUCUUUAAAACAAGCUGAAUAUUUACCAAUAGGGUAAAAAAAUUCUUAUUAAAUCGAAAACAAUAGUAUUUUACUUCAUCUUUCGUAAAACAAGCUAAAGGGCUAAGUAAAAAUAUUGAAAAGAUUAUUAUUUUUAUCCCAUUGGCAAACAUUUAUUUGUUUUAAGGAAGAACUCAAUCAAUUCUGACUUAAAAUAUUGUUUUAUUUUCAGAUCUAUUUUUACUUGUCUUGCCUUGUUUCCCAACCCUGUUCCUGAAGGCACACCAAGAGUACACAUUUUCAAGCUCUUCCUAAUCAAACACACCUGAAUCAACUCAUCAGAACUUAAGAAGAGACUCUAAAACCUGAAAUGAAUGGGUCAGAUAAGGGAAAUAUGUGUAAAAA